Messenger RNA from Brassica rapa (field mustard), 507 nucleotides. RefSeq names its product paired amphipathic helix protein Sin3-like 3. Lineage: Eukaryota; Viridiplantae; Streptophyta; Magnoliopsida; Brassicales; Brassicaceae. The record is from RefSeq and is a predicted model, not a curated record. Gene Ontology annotation, cellular component: chromatin; histone deacetylase complex. Gene Ontology annotation, biological process: negative regulation of transcription by RNA polymerase II. Gene Ontology annotation, molecular function: transcription corepressor activity.
UAUUAAUUUCAAAUGGACUGAUUAGAUUAAUGUUUUCUGUAUAUAAAGACAUCCAUACAACUCAAAGAUUAUUCAUGUGCAUAGUGCUACAAAGCUUCGACCAAUUUCAAACCAUGGAUGGAGAGGGAAGUAAACCGAAAGCAAAUAUUGAUGAUGCGUAUGCAUAUCUUAGGACUGUGAAGGAUAAAUUUCAUAACGAUCAUGACAAAUAUGACAAAUUUCUUGCUAUUAUGAAUAAUUUUGAAGCUCGGAGGAUUGAUAAGGCUCAUUGCAUAAUAGAGGUGAGGGAACUAUUUAAAGGACAUCAAGACUUGAUAUCGGGUUUCAAUAAAUUCUUGCCAGAGUCGUUGGAGAUCUCUUGUGGCCCAACUUAGAUAGAGGGUUUUCCUAUCCAUCAUUUUCAUUUCCGAUCUGAACCGACUUCGGUUUUUUUUUUUUUUUUUUUUUUUUUUGGCUCAACAACAACAUUUCAUUUCACCAAUUCUUAGUACAAAGCUUAUGACCACA